Colossoma macropomum (tambaqui) is the source of this 1687-nucleotide messenger RNA. It is a transcript of the gene rab15, whose product is annotated as RAB15, member RAS oncogene family. The record is from RefSeq and is a predicted model, not a curated record. NCBI's taxonomy places the organism in Eukaryota, Metazoa, Chordata, Actinopteri, Characiformes, Serrasalmidae. The transcript is spliced from 7 exons. Gene Ontology annotation, molecular function: GTP binding; GTPase activity. The coding region runs from base 244 to 882 and encodes 212 amino acids. Gene Ontology annotation, biological process: Rab protein signal transduction.
UAAAGGCUAAGAGCAUCCCUGCUCACCGCACCCUUCCUUCACUGCUGCCUGUCAGUCAGAACGCAGGUCUGUUCCGUUUUCACUGAAGGUCUCUUAAGGUCCUGUUUUUUUCUCCUGGCAAAUAAAAAGGCACUGACUGGUCUAUGGAAAGAGCGAGAAGGUUUUCGCCGAGCGCAGACAUGGGCCGCAGCUGUUUCGCUGGGAAUCCGUCGCUGCCUUAGCUAACUGCUCCCACACGACAUCAUGGCCAAACAGUAUGAUGUGCUCUUCAGACUGCUGCUGCUGGGGGACUCUGGUGUGGGCAAAACCUGCCUCUUAUGCAGAUUUACGGACAAUGAGUUUCAUCCUUCGCACAUUUCCACCAUCGGGGUGGACUUUAAAAUGAAGACAUUAGAGAUAGACGGCAUUAAAGUGAGAAUACAGAUAUGGGACACAGCAGGUCAGGAGAGAUAUCAGACCAUCACUAAGCAGUACUACAGACGAGCACAGGGAAUCUUUCUGGUGUAUGACAUCACGAGUGAACGCUCCUUUCAGCACAUCAUGAAAUGGGCCAGUGAUGUAGAUGAGUAUGCUCCUGACAAAGUCCAGAAGAUUCUUGUUGGGAAUAAAUCUGACGAGGAACAAAAGAGGCAAGUGGCCACAGCGCAGGGCAACAAGCUUGCUAAAGCCUAUGGAAUGGACUUUUUUGAGACAAGUGCCUUUACCAAUCACAACAUUACAGAGUCUUUUACCCGAUUGGCUGAGCUGGUUUUGCAAGCCAAUAAAAAGGACCUUGAUGUCCUGCGGGUGUCCAUCAACGACAAGCUCAAUCUUGCAGCCCUUGAAGAGGAGGAGGGCGUGUGUGACAGCAGCAGCGACGCCCAGAAGACCUGCUGGUGCUGAGGACUGGACUGGACUAGAUGUCGCGCCAGCACAUUUUCUUUUCAAACUGACCUUGUGUUCCUGUUGAACGUUUUGUUCCAGUGCCACCACUGCUGAAUUUCAUUGUUAGGCUGAGUUUGGUGCCUUCCUGUUCAUCACUUCUGUAAUGAAUGAAGACAGAGUCGUAGGCCUCUGAGGUCGUGCCUCGUUCUGUUGUCGGCAGCCUGCCAAAAUAGGGACUCUGUCUAAGCUAUUACUGUCAAUGGGAAAAAUGAAAGGCAUUUUUGAAAAUCAACACUAUCACACCCUGUGGUAAACAUACAGUAUUAAAAGCUAUUACAUUUUGUCCUAUGUACAUUUUUCCUCUUUCUAUCAUUGAAGUCUUUAAGUAUUUGAAAUGUGAAUAUAACUACAUGCAUGCAUCACGCAAGCAACAUUCAUGCGUGUUUAAUUGACGCUGCUCGUGUGCAGUUGUGUGGAGAAAUUGAUCACUAUAGUGUAACACCUGCUACUAAAAUUGUAGGCUACUACUGCCACAGUGACUUUUCCACUGAUUUGUCAAAAUUUCUGCAUGAUUACGUCAUCCAGAGUGCUUUGAUGUGUGAUGCUCCGUUCUUGAGAAACGUACCGAGUCAGAAUUGUUUACAGUGGUAGGAACCAGACAUGAAGUCUAAGUGUAGAAGUGUAAAUGCCUCUAAAUGUUACCUCACAGAAAUGUAUUACAGAAAGUAGUUACAAAUAUGCUGCCUGAAGCCUGAGACAUUGUUUUAUGGUAGUUUUGAGAAUGACAUUUUGCCCUAAAAAACAUAUUUUCUGAAUCUGUUCA